UUCACCCAGAACCCGGAAGUUUUGAACGAGGAAGUAAGAAGGUCAACUUCGAAAAGUAAAAAGUUGACAGAUAAAGAAGUUGAUUUAAUUUUCUUUAUCGAUCAAAAUCAUUGCAAAUUAGAAUAGAAAAGAGGGAGUUUGCAUAUUAUUAAGUUAUCAGUGGCAGUCGACUGUUCUGGAGUAUCGCUGACGUUUGGCAGAUUCCCGAGAUGAGCCGCCCCCGGAGAGAACUGCCCCUCCCGGGAGAUGCUGCACCCCAAACUCGUCGGCCAUUACCUGGAACUCCAGGUGAUGAUGCUAGCCGAGGACCUGCUCCUCCCCUCCCAUCAAGAGGGGGCGGGCCAGCCAGUGCCCUCCCCAGAAAAAACCUUCCAACUCCUGAACCCCCUAGUAAGCUGCCUUCACGGAACCCGCUUGAUAGACGAGAUGCACCUGCAGCACACCCUGUCCCUGUACCGCGACACGCCAGUCGCUUACCACCAACUCCACCCAAUAAGCGUCAACCUUCACCUAUACAAAAACAAGAGUCUCUGACGUCAGACGAUGGAGACAUCUACAACGAGGCUGAUGUUGGCGAAGUGUACCAGGACUGUGAUCCUGAGUUUGAACAAGACGAAUAUGAUCAAUUUGAAAUGCAGGAGGAUUCAAACGAGCAAGAGGAGUAUACAGAAUUUGAUGUUGGAGCUGAAGUAGAGGAGGAAGAAUCACAGGAGACCUAUGAUGAAUUUGAAAUCCAAGCUGUUGAGGAACAGGAAACCUAUGAGAUAUCUGAUGAUGUGCACAUGGAGCCAGACGAAGUUUACCAAGAAAUGGAUGGUCCUGAGCCCCCUCCACCACCCCCCUCCAGACCAAUCCCCCCACCUCCCAAAAACCCAUCUCCAACACCCCCUCCCCCACCACCACCACCACAGAGUAAGAGAGUACCAUUGGAGAAGAAGGCGGGACCUCCAAAACCUCAAGUUCAGAAGCAAAAGCCAGGUGGCCUUGACCUCAGUGAAGUUUUGAAGAAACGUAGCAAUCUGAGGAAAGUAGAAUCAACAGAGGAACGGCCAAUCAGUACAAAUGAUGUCAAGGAGUAUGCCACGGGGGAGGACAUGCGCUCUAAACUAGAAAUGUUUAGACAGAAGGAGGAAGCAGAUGAUGAUUCCAGCUCAAAUACAGAUCAAAUGUCUGUUCCUAGUAAUAUCCGUGAUAGGGUGAAAAUGUUACAAGGCAAUUCGCCUCCUUUCUCCCAUCCUCGGAAAGCUCCCCCAUCUUUACCACAAAAAGCUCUGCCUUUCAAUCACCAAAGUCACCCACCACCACCCCCUAGACCAGGUCCAACACCCCCUAAAACAGAUCGUCUGGCAAUACACAAUCGAUUUGGUCAUUCACCGGAGCGUCACAACAAGUCACACAUCAAAUCGGAUUCACAAGAACUACCCCCUCCCCCAAAAAUGGAGGACAUUCAGCCUGCUCCUCCGCCUAAAACAAAGGACUCCUACACAAAGGUAGACCCAACCACAAAAUCCAGUGGCAAUACUGGACAAAACGCCCCCUUAGUUCCCAACGGCAACCAGAAUGACUGGCCGGAUGACUAUGAUGAUGAUGACGAUGGGGAUAUUUAUGACGAUGUUGCUGCGGCAUUGGCUGAUCCUUUGGGAGCCUUUUCCUGGUACCACGGCGAGUUAGAGAGAGAGGAGGGCAACAAAAAACUAAAAAAAAUCGGCAAGGAUGGUUGUUUCCUGAUGAGGAAGUGCAGCAACAAAAAGAAGGCGGAGACACAGCCAUACACACUUAUGGUGUACUACUCCGGUUACAACUACAACCUCAAAGUGCGCUUCCGGUCUGACAAACGUUACGCCCUGGGAGAGGAAAAAGCAGAUGAAGUGACAUUUGAAACAGUGCCAGAACUCAUUAGCCAUCACCAGAGUAAUGAGGUCAUCCUAGUGCACAAAUCAGGAAAGCAGUACAGCACUCUGUUGACAGGGUCCCCUUCCUGACAAUAACAUUGCUGUCCUGAGAUUUCUAAAAGUCUAUAAAAAUAAUUAUUUAAAUUUAAAUAAUUAUUGAUAUAUAUACACAAAGAGCAUUAAUUUUGUAACUCACUUGUCAAUAAAGGCUCAUUUGACCUUCAGGUCUGACCUUGAAAGAGGACACAAAGCCAGAAUGAGAAAGGAUGACAUUUUAAUUACAUGUAUGUAUGCAAUAUUUUUGAUGCACUUACAUGUAUUAUCAAACCUAAGUGAUGGCAUCACUGUAUUUUGCUAAUUGAUAAUGAUGUCAGUGAAACACUUCAGUGUGUAUUUGAUUUCAUUGCAACCUUUCAAUUUAUCAUCAUUUUAAUUAUCAUUUGAUUACAGCAAAACUCUGAAUUUUUCUACUGCUUAAUAGAAUCUGUUGAAAUGAGAUAAAGUAAAUGCAGAUUGCCUUGAAAUAUCAUAAAAGUUUUAUCUGCAAUAGUUAAAAAAAAAAUACACUUAAAAAUAUGCACAGAUAUUUAUAAUACCAGCUAUCCUUCACUGUUUCACCAAUCACUUGUAUAAGUACAAGUAAAGGUCAAGCUUAGAAUCUGCCUUUACUUACCAGCACUCUGAUUCUCAGUCACCGGACUUACGGUCAGUCUACUGAUCUCAGUCACCGGACUAAUGGUCAGUCAGUAUUGGUAGUAAAGAUUGUUAGUUUGUGUAAAUAUUGCUGUCAUGGUCAGACACAUUGUCAUGUUGUAGUAGUGAUAACUGUAUUUAGCAUAAUAUCAUAUCAUGCCGAGGCGUUUAUAUUCAGCAUUUAUUUUAUAUAUAUAUAUUAUAUACACAUGCCAUUUGGAACACUUAAGCAUUCCAUUCUACUUAUUCUUUACUCUACAGCCAAAUGUUAAAUAUGAUGUAUCUAUGCAAAUAAGUAGGCAAAAGUAGGGUUAUGUUUAUCUGAGUAUAAAUAACUAUGUUUAUGCCCAGGAAAGAAUUUUUUUUCUGUACUAUAAUGUAUUGAAACUCAGAUUAAUGAAGAUCAUGAGUUGUGUCCCUUGAGUAGUCUCCCCUGAAUGCUCUUCCCUGAGGUCCUGCAAUCUCCACCCAGAGUUGUCUUUCCUUAAGCUCACUGACAGAGUGUAUGGAAUGAAAACUCUGUGUAAAGGUUGGAGGUCCUGAUCAGAAUGGGUUUCUAAAUAUUUGUAAUAAAUAUCUGGCCAGUUUUAUAGCCGGCUGUGAAGACUCAAGAAGGUGUGCUUCUCUCAGAAAAUCCUACAUCCAUCGAAGACACAUUGAUCAAACCAUUGUUAUAUUUUUUGUCAUUUUACAUUGCUGUUUUAACCCUACUGUGUGUGUUCACGUUGUAGGUAAGUUGAGUAGACAGGUAGAGUACUGAUGGAGAAGUUGUAACUUUGAGGGCCAGCACAAAGUAAUCAGCUUUAUGUAGAGUUACAUCAGCACUCUACAAACAUAUCAAAUAGUCUUUCAUUUAAUUUGUACAGAGUUACACUACCUUGAUAAAAUAUGAAGUUAUAUGUUGUUAAGCCAGAAUGUGUUUACUUACAAAAUGAUAUCUACAAAGUACUUAUCACACUACAGUGGGACGCUACAAAUUGUUACAAAAUAUUACAAAAUUAUUUCUACAAAGUACUUAUCACACUACAGUGGGACGCUACAAAUUGUUACAAAAUAUUUUACCCAAUUACAAAAUGAACUUAAAUUUUACAUUGCAUUUUUGUGCGAAUUUACAAAACAAUCAGUUUACAGUACUCACAAUGUUACAGGAUACAUGUUAACCUUGUCACGUAACAGUGUAUAAUGUUAACAGAUAACUUUGUGUAACACUACAAUAUUUUAACAUUAUUACUUUAAAAUGUAAUUUAUAUGAUAAAUCUGUAUAAUGUCAAUCUACAAUAUUACAAACAAACAAACAAACUACAGAUGUAUUUCUACUUUGUUUAUUAUAUUAGUAUUUCAUUGAAUUAACAGUUUAACAACAUUAUUGAAAAUAGUUUAGAUAAAAUACAAAGAUACAAUGAUGGACCCACAGUUGAACACUACAAAAUUUUCAUAUUUUCACAGGAAAAUCACAUGCAAGUAUGUAAUAAUGAUGAUUGAAUGAAUUGCAUAUUAAGAUUUAUUUGAUACAGUCAGUAUUACACUGGUAACUGUAAUUAUCAGUCAGUAUUACACUGGUAACUAUACUUAUCAGUCAGUAUUACACUGGUACUGUAAUUAUCAGUCAGUAUUACACUGGAACUGUAACUAUCAAUGGUUUCAAUGUCCUAUUUACUCGUUAAACCAUUUGCCAUAUAGUGGUGAAAUGGCUACAAAGACCUUGUGUGUACAUAAAAACUCCCCAUGCUCAAACUGGGUUUCUAUGCUUAAACUCAAUUCCUCAUAUAAGUGAGAAGUACUUUUUGUAAAAUGGUACGUAAUUUUAUAGUCUGUAGGUGUAGAUAUCUUGUAUUUACCACAAUUUUCAUGCUAAAUGUUCACGUUUGUAGUAGUCUCAUGAAUAACAAGAAAAAUGGCUGAGCUCAUAAUCAGGGUUAUGAGUAUAAAAAUACCUUUUGGAAUAUGAGCCCAGUUUUUCAUGAUAUUCUUUGAGAUAUCCUGGAGGUCAUUUAGACUUCUAUAGACUAGCUUGCUGCUAGCGCAUUUCAACAUCUAACUACAUGUUUUAUGUGGGAGUGAAGAUGACACAGUUUAACAUGGUUUAUCUGGUAUAUAGUAUUCCUUUUAUUGUGCCUGUUGGAUGGACAUUUUUGUUGAAAUAGAGAUUAUAUUUUUAUCUGGAAAGGUUUAAAGAGAUUUUUGAGUGUUGAAAUAUAUUAUCAUAAAUUUCAUCUUUUACAUUUAUAUAUACCGUAGCCAAUAUAAUGUAUGGACAAUACCUGGUACAAUCUUCAUAAAGGUAUACAAAUAUUUUCCAUAAACAUUUACAAUCACACUUGUAAAAAUAAGGAUAUUUUCAUUGUUCAAUAUUACAGAUGUCUCUACUUUGGAGGGAAACAUAAUUUUUCGCCUUCAAUUUUGACUUUGUUAUAAGCAGUAAUUGUAUUUCCUAUAUGUACCUUAUUUUUUGCUCAAAUGUCAUUCAUUGUAUAGAACAGCUUAAACAUUAGACCUUAUUAGCAUUAUUUUGUUAAAAAUGUUUUUACCACACUUGGCCUAAAAGGAUAAGUGAGUUUAAUCUGUGGUACAGCAUCUGCCAUAGGUCUUGCAUCAACUUUUUAUUUAAAACAACUUCUUCUAGAGGCCUAGGGUCAUGAUAUUUGGCCAGUAGUAUGCUGGGAUGCAGGGCUAUCAAUAUUGUUCGUAUACAUGUCCUUGACAAGGUCAACAGGGGUCAAACAUGCCAAGAUUUCUAAGGUUAGGAUUUUUGUCCUUUGGCUUAAUGAUAUACAUAAAUGACCUUGACCAUUCUGAAGGUAUCAUUAGUAAAAUAAAAAACCUUUUAACAAAGAUUUAUAAAGAUUUAUAACAUGCAGUGUAUUGUAACUCCUUGAAGGUCAUAGAUGUGAGAUGAGUAACAGGUGAGUGAUACAGGACUAUUGGGCCUCUUGUUAGGUUUUGCCACAUGAUUUCAAUCCUGUGAAAUAUUUUGAAGGUGGGCAAGUACGUUCUGGUACUUGUUGUAUUCUCAAAAGAUAUCUGUGAAACUUCACAAAGGUGUUUAGGGUAUGUGAGAUGGGACUUGUAUUGUUUGCCUUAGUAGGGUGUAUACUGGUUAUUUUAAAGGUGUGAUACAUUCUAUUGUUAUAAGCUAGAGGAGCCCGGUGUUUCAAAUAGAGUUGUAUGAGUUCGAGGCACAUUCAGAAAUUUCAGUUAUAUAUAUUAUUCAUAUCAUCAGAUAUAAAUAUGCUCCUAUAUCGGGUAUUUAGAUCUUCAACAUCAUAAAAACCGAAGAUUUUAAUGAUGAGAUUACCUUGGGCUUAACACAGGUGAACAUUACUAUGGUAGUAUUUAUACUUCAUGGUCGUGUAUUCUCGAUACAACAGCUGUUUAUACUUCUCAGUCCUAUACUCUAAAUACAUCAGCUGUUUAUACUUCUCAGUCUUAUACUCUCAAUACAUCAGCUGUUUAUACUUCUCAGUCGUGUACUCUCAAUACAUCAGCUGUUUAUACUUCCCAGUCGUGUACUCAAUACUUCAGCUGUUUAUACUUCCCAGUCCUAUACUCUCAAUACUUUACUGUUAAUACCUAAUUGAAGAAAUAUAUAUCUCAGAUGUGUCAUAUUAUUUUAUGCUUAUUCAUGCAAAAACAUUCCUUAAAUAUUCAUAAAAUUUCAUUUAUAUGCAUAAAUUUACAUUUAUAAACAUAAAUGCAAAAUAUAAAAUAUGUAUUGGUUCAUAUUUCAUAUCUCAUUUGUAACUUUUUAUUACUAAUAUCUAUUCCAGUUUUCAUUAAUCGUUUUUGGACAUUGAUGUUAAAAUUUUACGUGGCCUACAUAAUCUAUAUGUUGAUGUUAUAUUUUACUGUAAUUUUAGCGCCUCUGUCAUGUCGUCUAUUUACCAAUGUGUAUCACUGAAGCACGCUUCAGCAUAAUUAAGUCUUUGUUUUUUACCGUUGGUGCCAUUGAGUUAGUUAAGGGUGUAUGCUAUCUUACACAGUUUAUCAAGGAUUUAUGUACCAUCCCUAACACAAGUGUCUUAGAAUGGAACUCUUUUGUAAUCAUGAUAUGUGUCAAAGUAAAGUAGCUUAUGUACCUUACUAAAAUGUUGAAAUUGUAUCUUUGGGGUUUUUUUCCUCAGAUUUACAAUAUGUCAGGGGCCACCACAUAGAAUAUUUGGAGGUAAAGUUUGUUGUUCGUUAAUACUGACAGACACCAGUGUGUGCCUUCUCUACUGUCUAUAACAGUGUUAAUUAUUAUAUGCUAUGUCCCUUAGCUGCCUUGAUAUACUGACAUCUUUUAUUUACCCAUAAUGUUUGAAAGGUCAGACCAGGAAUUUAUGAAAUACAGGCUGUAUAAUUGAGUACAUGUAUGCUAGAUUACAGGUAUCCUGUCACUUUUACCUGUACCUCAUAUAUUGCCUACCUGUUCAUGACAUAAUAUCAAGAGCUUUUAUCAUAAUGGCAACUUUUAUUUAUUUGUCGAUUUUGAGAAAUGACUUUUGUGUACUCAAAAUGGCUGAUUGUGAUUAGAUGUGAUCAUGUAACCGAUUAUGAUCAGCUGCACUUUGUCAUGUGACUAAUGAUCAUCAGAUCGGGUCAUGUGACUGACUAUGAUUAGAUAUGGUCAUUUGACUGAUUAUGAUCAGCUGUUGUCAUGUGACUUAUGAUCAUCAGAUGAGGUCGUGUGACUGACUAUGAUUAGAUAUGGUCAUUUGACUGAUUAUGAUCAGCUGUUGUCAUGUGACUUAUGAUCAUCAGAUGAGGGUCGUGUGACUGAUUCAAUCAGUUGUGGUCAGUCAAGUGAUGGUAACCAGUUGUGGUCAGUGAUUGAUCAGCUGUUUGUAACUGUAGGUGUGAUAGGGAAGGGGUUUUGUACAAGUUGACAAAUAAAAUCAAUUCAUUUAU
Molecule: messenger RNA, 7472 nt
Organism: Mizuhopecten yessoensis (Yesso scallop)
Lineage: Eukaryota; Metazoa; Mollusca; Bivalvia; Pectinida; Pectinidae
Product: pollen-specific leucine-rich repeat extensin-like protein 1
Exons: 17
Coding region: 210-1982 (590 amino acids)
Biological process (GO): intracellular signal transduction; cell surface receptor protein tyrosine kinase signaling pathway
Source: RefSeq, a predicted model, not a curated record